This is a messenger RNA of Theileria orientalis strain Shintoku, 1314 nucleotides long. RefSeq lists its product as hypothetical. Bases 1 to 1314 code for a protein of 437 amino acids. The record is from RefSeq and is a predicted model, not a curated record. Lineage: Eukaryota; Apicomplexa; Aconoidasida; Piroplasmida; Theileriidae. The transcript has 4 exons.
AUGUUUAAUUUUGGAUUACUUGGGAGGACAGUUGUCCCCAGUCGUAUAAAAAGGCUGCCUAAUGAUUUUGUAUAUAAACUGGAAGGCAGACCUUUGUUUAACACACCAAGAAGGCGCUUAUACAACACACGGGAUGUAUCUAGCAAUGUAAAACAUAGAUGUUUCACAACUUCAUCUGAAAGCAGCGUUGAUGAUGGUGAUGUUGAGUUUGAGCUAAGAAGUUACUGCAAACAGAUUAGAGAAUUCGUUGUCUUUGACAGAUUAAACGAAAACAGGACUCUUAAUUCGUUUUUAACCCGUAUGAAUACAGAGAACGUCGAUGAAUAUUUGAAAAGGUGCAGAGUAAGUAACUAUAACAAUUUACGGCACCUUGAAAAUUACAUGAACAUUGUUUACACAUUUUCAUGCUGUGGGUUCCACACGAAUGCAGAUGAUCUGAAACCUGUUAUUGAUGGGUUAUAUUCUGAGUAUGUGGGUUUGCUAGGUGGUUUAAGGAGUAACAAUGAAGAAGGAGACACCCGGCACUAUACUGACAGCGCCAGUGUUUCUGGCAUUAAUAUGAACACCGAUGACUCAGACAUGUCAACUAGUAGCCUAAAGGACACGAACGAACCCAGUACGGCCGGUAAUCAGGGGAAGUCAAAGCUUGAUAGGGUGGAGUGGCUUGGUAGAAUAUUGGCACUGGCCACGUUAAGCUUAUGUGAAUUGGGCCUUUUCAAGAAUAAUUUUAAAAAGGCCUCAGACAUGAUUGAAACGCUACUAUUCGGGGAGCUUUUCGACUUGUUCAUAGACAAAUCUAGUGGAAAACUAAUUAAUUCUACGCUGUUCUUGUACUCAACCACUCAACUUCUCGAAAAGGAAUAUGAUUCAGAAAUGGAGCUUAAAUACGACUCAAUAAUACGGGCCAUUUCAAAGAAUGAGAUUUCUCUAGAACUGUCAGAUCUGUAUUACCUAAGGCUCGCGCAUCUAUUCAUUUCUUCAAGGAUGCCUGAAUUGAGUAAAAAACUAUCCAAGGAAUCUUUGAGUUUUUUAUCCAAUGUGGCAUUUCAGGAUUAUAUUAGGGAAAAGGAUCUACACGGGCUAGAGGGCAUUAUUCCAUCAAAAAUUAAACUGAUAGAUUCCAACAUUGAGGGAGGACUCUUCACUAUAGGGCCCUAUUCCUUCACACACGUGUCGCUGCCUAAUAAGAGUGUAUAUUUACUCAACAGCCCAAACUAUUAUUUCAACUCCAAUUUAAGUUUGGGGAAACGGGAAUGUAUCAAUUGGAUGGAUUCUUUCCUCAAAACCUCAGGAUGGAAUCUGAUUUACGUUUAA